ACAUCUGAGGCCAAGUUCCUCCUGGUGGCUGAGUGGCCAGUGGGUUUUGGGGGUCAAUCAACCUUGGGUUUCAAUCUCAGCAUGGGUCCUCUAGCUGGGGCAUUUGUCAUUUCUGAGUCUUCAUGUCCUCAGGGGAAGAAUAAAGAUGAUAGGACACAACCACCUUCUCCCACAGGGUGCCCAGCAUAGCAUUCGCCACUUGGCCAGAUCACAGCACAUGGGAGCUGCCAGCCCCUGUGUGUUCUUGCUCAGGCCCAGCCUUCAUCGUUCCCUACCUGCAAAAUGGAGCUGAGUUGGCUGAAGCCAGUCCCACUAGAGAAAGAGCACACGUGGCUACUCCAGGGCCCUGGGGGAGGAGGGAGGUGUCAGUUCCCCAUUGGUCUGGGCCAGGGGUGGCCCCACUACACACAUACGCACACACACAUGUGCACCCCACCCACAUCCCGUGCUCACUGAGCUAGUUCUAGAGGCCAUGAGGCUGUCGCUGUUGCUGCUUUUGGGAGCCUGGGCUGUCCCAGGGGGCCUCGGGGACAGGGCCUUCCUCUCUGCUACUGCUCCAAAUCUGGAUGAGGAAGAGAAGUACUCGGCCCACAUGCCUGCUCAUCUUCGCUGUGACGCCUGCAGGGCCGUGGCCUACCAGAUGUGGCAACAUUUGGCAAAGGCAGAGGCCAAGCUUCAUACCCCAGACUCCAGAGGAAGGCAGGAGCUCAGUGAAUCAGAAUACACAGAUGUCCUGGACCGAAGCUGCUCCCAGAACUGGCAGGACUACGGGGUCCGAGAAGUAAACCAGAUGAAACGACUCACAGGUCCAGGUCUUGGCAAGGGGCCAGAGCCAAGCAUCAGCGUGAUGGUCACCGGAGGCCCCUGGCCCAACAGGCUCUCCAGAAUGUGCUUGCAGUACCUGGGAGACUUUGGGGAAGAUGAGAUUUAUGAAGCCCACCAACAAGGUCGAGAGGCUGUGGAGGCAUUGCUAUGUGGGGGCGCCCUGGGAGCUUGCUUGGCAGAGGCAGCAGUCACGAGAGAAGAACUCUAGUCCACAACUCCUGCCCCUGAAGAAAAGCUGCACCUCCUCUGAAUCUUCCCCACUCCUUUCGGUGGCAGCUGGAGGGGACGGAGGGAGGCCUGGCUCAAAAUUGCCACCUUUAUCCUUCCUUUGUCACAGGGCAAUGGGACCUGGGAGGGACAAGACUUUCCUCUCUGGAUUCAAAUAAAACUUGGUGACCUUCA
Messenger RNA from Heterocephalus glaber (naked mole-rat), 1227 nucleotides. It is a transcript of the gene Mzb1, whose product is annotated as marginal zone B and B1 cell specific protein. The record is from RefSeq and is a predicted model, not a curated record. Gene Ontology annotation, biological process: regulation of B cell proliferation. Gene Ontology annotation, cellular component: extracellular region; endoplasmic reticulum chaperone complex. NCBI's taxonomy places the organism in Eukaryota, Metazoa, Chordata, Mammalia, Rodentia, Bathyergidae.